AUGUCCGGUAGAAUUUACAAGCUUUUCACAGGGAGGGAGCAACCGCAAUGGAUGUGGGACCUGGCCUUAGAAACGCGCAUUCCGGCUCUCUUUAUGGCCUACGCUGUAUAUGUCAAUACACGCUGUUACUACGAUGCUCUGAGUUCCUAUAAAGCGAACUCGAAAUGGGGCAUAACUCGUGGGAAAUUGUUGGAGCUUAGAAGGCUUGACUACCGUUACAUUAGUGUCCCUCGCUACGCAUUGCGCUACGAGUACGAAGUGGAUGGCAAGAAGUACGUGUCAACGAGGGCGACAACCGGUUCGCCCUACAGGAAUUGGAUGGAGCGCUUUUACAAUGAUACCAUUACUGAGUCUGAGUACCUUCAAGCCAUUCCAGUGCUGCGCGUGGGGGAAAACUGUACCGUCUUUUAUAGUAAGAAACAUCCGGGAGUUCAUUCGGCGCUUGCACACGAUGCAAACUCAUUUGAAAUAUCAAUACUGUGCUUUUUGGCCGUUUUCCCGCUUCUCAUGGGAUACAAUAUGAAAGCGCAGUGGUGGAUGAUAAAGCGGGCUUACAGGCCAAACAAAAUGUUACGCAUUCGGUUCCCCCCGAACUGUCGCACCCCACCGCCUCCUGAGGCACCAUCGAGUCCAUGUCACAUCUCAGCUAUCCCUAAAUCGUAG
This is a messenger RNA of Trypanosoma brucei brucei TREU927, 663 nucleotides long. RefSeq lists its product as hypothetical. Bases 1 to 663 code for a protein of 220 amino acids. The record is from RefSeq and is a predicted model, not a curated record. The transcript has a single exon. NCBI's taxonomy places the organism in Eukaryota, Euglenozoa, Kinetoplastea, Trypanosomatida, Trypanosomatidae.